AUGAACGCUACACAAGAAAAGAUUGAUCAAGUUAAAAAUAAUAUUAAAGGUGAAGAGGUUGAUAUUAGUAAUGAAUCAAAAAAUAUUUAUUUUAAUCCAGAUUUCGCUAAAAAGGUUUAUAAAAUUAGUGAUAUAGAAUUACCAAAUGAACUUUCAACAUCAAAUAAUGAAUUAUAUUUAGAAAAAUUAAAAGGAUUAAUAAUAAAUAAUAUGGCUGUUAAAGGUUUAUUAUAG
Dictyostelium discoideum AX4 is the source of this 234-nucleotide messenger RNA. RefSeq lists its product as hypothetical. The record is from RefSeq and is a predicted model, not a curated record. NCBI's taxonomy places the organism in Eukaryota, Evosea, Eumycetozoa, Dictyosteliales, Dictyosteliaceae. Bases 1 to 234 code for a protein of 77 amino acids. The transcript has 2 exons.